AUGCCGUCGGAGAGCCCACAGCGGAGAUCGCCCUCCCCUCAGAGUGCGGCAGAUGGCCCAGUCCCCACGAAGCAGCUGGCUUGCGCCGGAUGCCGGUCAAUCAAAGUGCGCUGCAUUACGCCGGUGGACAGUGAGGCCUGUAAGCGCUGUAUUCGUCUCGAGCAGACAUGCGAGCGUAUGGCUCCCGGCCGCCCGGGGCGGCCUUGCAACCACAACAGCCUUCAACGAGCGUUCCAUCUCAUCGAGAGGGAAUUCGACAAGGCGCAUAGGACGUCCAGCCCUUCCGCUUCCAACGCGGGGCUGGCGGCGCCGCGGAGGCCCUCUGAGUCACUGUCGGUGCUCCGCAGGAGCCGGAGCCCACAGCGCAGGCAGCCUUCGAUCGCUGGCAGCCCCGCGCUGCCUGCCAUGCCUUCGCCUCGGCCCAUGCCCAUGCUCCCUUCCCCCGGUGCUGCACGUUUCAGACCACUUCUGGGGAACGUGCCUGGCUCACGGACAGCGCAGCAACCCCAUGCCGACGUACAAGCCUCGCCAUCCAGCUCGCCGUUGUUUCCCAUCCUGCCAGAGCCCUUUGGGGUGACCUCUCAGGCCCUCACCAAUGGCAUCUCCCCAGCGACGGAGCAGAGUUGUUCGAGCUGGUACGAGGGCGUUGACUCGGUAGACGAUAACGAAGGAGAACUCACCAACCCCGUCCGCCUGCUUGUAGAGGCGGCCGAGGCGUCCGCUCGCGUCUCGGAAUUGUCGCGCCCCGCGUCGGCCUCAGGGCCGCCAACCAUUCCACUACAGUACACACUGCCAGAUACUCUUCGCUCCCUGGCCAACGAGGGCGAGGUCGACGAGCGUCUCGCGCACUUGGCUGCUGACGCCGAAUACCUGGCCGAGGGACUGCAGUUGAUGACGUCCGACGCUGCGCCGGCGGGACUGACGUCGGCGGAAAAGUCGUUUUUCAAGCCUUUCCGCAAGUCGAUCAGGCGCGAGCUCGAGAUAGAGUACGAUCCGCUUGCGCGCUCCCUCAUCAAUGAGCGGGAGGCGUGUGUCUUCUUCGACGCCUACUUCCAGCGUCUGCACCCGUUGCUUCCGGUCCUCGAUCCCACCUUGCAUACUAUGGAAUUUAUUCACCGCCGGUCACUCUUUCUCUUCAGCGUCAUCUGUGCACACGGCGCAUCGAUGACCAGCGGCGCCGAGGAGGCAACGAAACGGCUCAGAUGGCAUGCGCAACGCCUUGCCGAGAUGAUCAACCCGAAGGGGUAUGCUUCUGUUGAGAUCAUUCAAGCAUUCCUUAUCUGGUCGACAUGGCUGCCCUCGAGCGAGCGGUUCCAGGAGGAGAGACUCUGGCACGAAGCAAAGUACGCCAUUAACAUGGCUGUUGAGAUUGGCUUGAUGAUUCCGGUUCCGGACAAUCCAGAUCAACUAGCUACAGUUCAGAACCUGGCUUCCUGCUUUGAGAACAUCGACGUGGCCGGCACCCUCCUGGUGCGCCGGGCCAGCCGCAACUGCUAA
Cutaneotrichosporon cavernicola is the source of this 1497-nucleotide messenger RNA. RefSeq lists its product as uncharacterized. Gene Ontology annotation, cellular component: nucleus. Lineage: Eukaryota; Fungi; Basidiomycota; Tremellomycetes; Trichosporonales; Trichosporonaceae. The transcript is spliced from 7 exons. Gene Ontology annotation, biological process: regulation of DNA-templated transcription. The record is from RefSeq and is a predicted model, not a curated record. Bases 1 to 1497 code for a protein of 498 amino acids. Gene Ontology annotation, molecular function: DNA-binding transcription factor activity, RNA polymerase II-specific; zinc ion binding; transcription cis-regulatory region binding.